Suillus plorans is the source of this 489-nucleotide messenger RNA. RefSeq lists its product as uncharacterized. The record is from RefSeq and is a predicted model, not a curated record. Bases 1 to 489 code for a protein of 162 amino acids. NCBI's taxonomy places the organism in Eukaryota, Fungi, Basidiomycota, Agaricomycetes, Boletales, Suillaceae. The transcript has 5 exons.
AUGACGAGAAAGAAGACAGAAGGUCUCUACCAUGAUGAUACGAGAGACAGAGGAAAGGAUAACCACAAUGACCGAGACAAAUACCACGAGCCUUCCGAGAGUCGUGGGCGAAUCAGAAGUCGCAGCGUCACCGCUGAACAUCGACGCCGAUCUCCCUCACCUUCGGCAAACUCUGCUGCAUCUAUGUCAUCUAAGGAGCGUGGUGGCAGUAGUCGGCAUAGGUUGCGGGGGAAUUCGCCAAGUCACCGAUCUCGUUCUCGUUCGGAUAGUCGCGAUGUUCGCAAGUCCAAGUCAAAGCAUCGAGAGAAAGAUCGAGAGAAGAAGUACAAGAAGCAUAAGGACAGGGAUAAUGGAAAGGACAAGGAUGAAAGGCGCAGCGUUCUAACAGGCAAGAAGAUCAAGUUGAAAGUUCAUAAGGAUGCCAGAGAUCUCGAGAUGGACGCCAAUAGGCAGAACUUGUUGCAGUUCUUGAAUUCGACAUGCGAAUGA